AUGUGUACAACAAUUGGAAGAGUCGGUGGCGGUAGCAGAAGCAGUGGCUGUGAUGACGAUAGUGUUGGUGACGCUGAUGGAGCUGGUGGUGGUAGUGGUAGUGGUGGUGGUAGUUGUGGUGAUGGUGGUGGUGGUGGUGAUAUGAUGAUGAUGAUGAUGAUGAUGGUGAUGGUAAUGGUAAUGAUGGCGAUCGGGUACGGUUGGUUAGUAGUGAUAGUAGUGAUGGACGAAUGA
Cercopithifilaria johnstoni is the source of this 234-nucleotide messenger RNA. The record is from the annotation of a GenBank genome assembly. NCBI's taxonomy places the organism in Eukaryota, Metazoa, Nematoda, Chromadorea, Rhabditida, Onchocercidae.